Colletotrichum paranaense is the source of this 810-nucleotide messenger RNA. RefSeq lists its product as uncharacterized. NCBI's taxonomy places the organism in Eukaryota, Fungi, Ascomycota, Sordariomycetes, Glomerellales, Glomerellaceae. The record is from RefSeq and is a predicted model, not a curated record. Bases 1 to 810 code for a protein of 269 amino acids. The transcript is spliced from 4 exons.
AUGCCUUAUUCCGACGAUCUUCCGCAGACAAGAACCCCUCUGCUGGGCAACAAUGGCCAGUCGGAGGCAGCAGCUAGAAUACGUUCAACUUCACGCAGUGUUAAAAAUCAGAGUAGCAGGGCGGUGUCUUUCAUCGUCCACAUCUUCCGGGGUGGUCUCUUCUCUCCACCAACCUUGACAUACGACCCACUACUCUUGCUCCUGAAUCAUGACGACCAGGACGAAAGAAACAGACUCACUGAGAAAUGGAAGGACAACAAGCUGCAAGAGCUUAACUUCGUAGGCGUGGUAUCCGCUCUGCUCGCAAAUGUCCUCACAUCGACCGGUUCAUGGCCGAAUCUUCUGCCCCCUGAAACGACCACUCCCUGGCCUGUACGGACCUGCUGGUUCUGCGGUAUCGCUUUUGCCCUUGCCAGUGUGUUGACAGCGGCAGACCAGACAAUUCGGCUCCAUAGAAUGGCCGGACAUAGGGAUGGCUUGGUUCUCAUCAGACAGUCUCUGCGCACCCAAGAUCGGGUUUUGAUUGGCACUGAGUGGAAGUACCGCCCUCGCAAAAUGCAAGUCUACGCCUGGCAGUUGUCAGUUCUGUUCCUGGCAGGCGCGGUUCUCUGCAUGAUCUCAGGGAUGAUCUUCUUGGUUUGGAGCGCUGUUGCCGAAGACAUCGGCAGAGGAAAGGGUUUUGAUGACAACGGCAAGGUUGCUGUGAUAUUCACAUCAUUCGCCCUAAUCACAGCCAUCAUCUUCGCACUGGGUCAAACAACGCUGUACUACCCGGUACCGAAGGGAGGCGACAUUGAAGAUAGUGACUGA